GGAGGAAGAGGAGACGCUUGUUAACAAAAAAAAUGCAUCAUCAAUCGUUUGGCAACAUUUUGGAUUCAACAAGGAUGAUAUUGAUCAAAAAAUUGUUAAAUGUAAACUCUGCAAAAAGACUGUUGCGUCAAGUCAAGGCGUAAACUGAUGGUGGGAAUACCAUACAUUCAACAAUCCCAGCAGUAAAGAUUUAUUAAGUACAUCAAGAUCUUCGGAUGCAGUGGACUUGUAAGUAUUGCACAUUCUGUGCUGAAAAGAGAGGCUACCUAUUUAAGCUUACCGCUUAAAACAUGGGAUCCAUACACGGACAUCACCACUUCCUUGCCUCUAUAAAGACUGUCUGUACACAUUUAAAUCUUUUAAUGCACUCAAGGUACACCUAUCAGUGUGGCAUGCCCAAAAUGAUGGAGGUAAAGGGAGGAAAAUUACUUUCCAUUGCCAGCUGUGUGACUUUGUGGAGCCAUGCAGUGAAGUGGACUUUUUCACCCAUUUGCGAAGACAUUUAAAGCUGAAGCAAAAAGUCAGUUGUCCAUAUCAGGGCUGUAACUUUAAGAGCAAUAUUUAUUCCACCUUCAAUGCACACAGAAGCAAAGAGCAUAAGCUUGACAGUAAGAUGAUAUUCAAAUCUGAAAUUGUUUCAGAGAAUGUCUCAGAGGAACCUCGGACUAAUAGACCUGAGGACACUGUGACAGUUGAACCCGAGGACAGUGAUUCUGAUGCUGCUGAUACAGCAUUUGGAUUAACAUCCGACGAAAAUGUAGAAGAUUUGGAGAGACAGUUGGAACAUAAUGUAGCUGCUCUGUUCUUGAAAAUGACCUCGAUUUUUAACAUCUCUGAAACUGCCCUGCAAGAUGUUAUAGAGCAGAUAAACCAAAUUCAUUUGCUGUCACAGCCAUUAAUCCAUUCCUCUAUUCAAAGAAUACUACAUCAGUCUGAUGACUAUUUAGUGAACGAGAUAGUUAAGGUAUCAACUGAUAAUAAUGCAUUCCUGAAAUGCACUUCUAGUGGAGGAUCAUUGUCAACUACCAGCAAGCGAACAGUAUACAUUUUAAGAGAAUUUCCUGUGGUAAUGCCCAUUGAGUAUGCGCUGAAAAAAGACAAGCACACAUUUUUGUAUGUCCCUAUACUGAAAAUGCUGCAGACAAUUCUAAGCAAUAGGGACAUCUUGGAUAAGGCCAUGUCAUCUGAGUCAAAUGUGACACAGGGUUACAAGUCAUACAAAGAUGGUUUCCGAUUCAAAGACAAUCAUCUCUUGACAGAAGAAGAGUUCAGAAUAGCUCCUUGCUUGUACAUUGAUGACUUUGAGGUUGCUAAUCCCUUGGGAACUUCAAAAAGAAAACACAAACUUUGUGCCAUUUACUGGGUUCUUGGCAAUUUGCACCCUAAAUAUCGCUCGUCUCUUCACUCUAUUCAGCUUGCCUUGCUCUGCAAGGUCAGUCACAUCAAAGAAUACGGCUAUAGUGAAAUUCUUCACCCUCUCAUUCAGGACCUAGUUUCACUGGAGCAACAUGGUGUAUAUGUUGAGCAGUUAGGAUCCAGCAUCAAAGGCACUGUGUUAUUUGUCGCAGCAGACAAUUUAGCUGCCCAUUCUUUAGGAGGGUUCUUUGAAAGCUUCACAGUCAGUCGGAUGUGCAGAUUCUGCAUGGCAAAGCGGGAAGAAAUUCAGCUCAAGGAAGUGCGGACAGGCACGUUUCAACCAAGAACUAAAGAAAGUCAUGACAGACAUGUACGUGACGUUUUGGAGGAUUCUGCCAUGUCUCAAGAAUAUGGUGUGAAAGGAAAUUGUCCUCUUACUGUAAGCUUGGAAAAUUUUCAUGUUGUUGAUGGGUACCCGCCAGACCUUUUGCAUGAUCUCCUUGAGGGUGUUGUUCCACUUGAAUUAGCCUUGUGUUUGAAGGGUUUUGUAUCAAAAGGAUAUUUCACACUUGAAGUCUUGAAUGCGGCAAUCAAACUAUUUCCAUAUGCAUUUUCAGACAGAACAAAUCAACCACAGCUCAUCACAAAGAACUUUUACUCCAAGCGAACAAUUGGAGGAAAUGGCCAUGAAAAUUGGACACUUCUCCGACUUUUGCCACUACUAGUUGGUCAUCGCAUUCCUGAGGGGGAUGAAACCUGGGAGGUUUUGAUGAACUUAAAAGAUGUAGUUGAGUUGUCAUUGUCUGCAAGCUUUACAGAGGAAACCAUGUACUUUCUUGACUGCAAGAUUGCAGAACAUAGACAUCUAUUUCAAAAAGUGUUCCCGAAUGAAACAAUAAGGCCAAAGCACCACUACAUUGAGCACUACCCUCAAUUAAUCCAAAAGUUUGGUCCAUUGUCUGCUGUGUGGACAAUGCGUUUUGAAGGAAAACACAAAUUUUUCAAAGAAGUUGUGUCACGGUCCUGGGUCGGUUCGACCCAGCAUUUUGUGUUUCUUAUGCUUUGGUUUAUUUUUGCAUUAUGGAUCAUUUCUUAUCCUCUGGUGAUGCUGUUUUGAUUGUAAUUGUGUUCUGUUCCUUUGCCGAUGAUGAUGAGUAUUUCUGGUUUGGGUUUUGUUAGCUUGCCCUCAUGUUUAGUUUAGGUGGCCUGUGUUUGGUCUUCUCUGUUUGUCCGUGAUGUUAUUGUGCUUGCUUAUGAGUCUGCGUCUGUGUCUCUGUCUGUCGUGUGCUUCCUGUUUUAUUCUGAAGGUCCCCGUCUCAUGUGAGUGUGUUCAGUUUACGUUUCCCCUGUCCCGUCAGCUCUGAUUUCUCCCAGGUGUGUUCCCCUCCUGUCUCUCAUCCCUUGAUUACUGCCAUGUGUAUAUAAGCCCUGUGUUUCCUUUGUUCUCUGUCGCGUCGUUAACGUCUCUUCAACCCUCAUGUUAACUGUGUGUUCUGUCUGCCAGCCUGCUUAGUUUAUUUUCUAUUUUCUCAGUUUAGGUUAGUUCUGUUCUGUUGCUAUCCAGCAAUAAAGCUGUGUGUUUUUGAGUCCACGUCUGCCCCCGAGUCCUGCAUUUUGGGUCCUUUCUCCAUGCCUGCCUGCACACAGCCAUGACAGGCUUCCUGUUAAAUCCAGAAUUGA
This is a messenger RNA of Oreochromis aureus, 3036 nucleotides long. RefSeq lists its product as uncharacterized. The record is from RefSeq and is a predicted model, not a curated record. The transcript has 3 exons. The coding region runs from base 614 to 2473 and encodes 619 amino acids. Lineage: Eukaryota; Metazoa; Chordata; Actinopteri; Cichliformes; Cichlidae.